Molecule: messenger RNA, 2078 nt
Organism: Sphaeramia orbicularis (orbiculate cardinalfish)
Lineage: Eukaryota; Metazoa; Chordata; Actinopteri; Kurtiformes; Apogonidae
Gene: lmod2a
Product: leiomodin 2 (cardiac) a
Exons: 3
Coding region: 320-1855 (511 amino acids)
Biological process (GO): muscle contraction; myofibril assembly; pointed-end actin filament capping
Cellular component (GO): cytoskeleton; myofibril; striated muscle thin filament
Molecular function (GO): actin binding; tropomyosin binding
Source: RefSeq, a predicted model, not a curated record
GGCACGAGUCGGUGAUGAGCUCUCAGCACAGGCCACUCACAGGGCUCACAUUCCUGCCGUAAGCCUAUCUUGUUGACCUCCCGCCCUGACACCCUAAAAAAAGACAGGACCAUCGGUGGCUUUGGCGGCCCUCCCCUUCCUGCCUGUCAGGGUCCUCUGGCAGCUGGAACCACUAGAUGAAGGAGGACUCUGAGAUCAGCCACAGCAUCCUGGACCUGAAAAUCUGAUGAGCAACAAGUAGACUGACAAAAGGACUUUAAGGAGGUUAAACUGAAUUCAGAAGGUGAAAUAAAAAGUGUCCUUAAACCAGCGCUGAACCAUGAGUACCUUUGGGUACCAGAGGGAGCUGAAGAAAUACGAGGAGGUGGAUGAAGAUGAGCUCCUGGCUACGCUGUCCUCUGAGGAGCUUCAGGAGCUGGAGAGGGAGCUGGCGGACCUCGACCCCGAUGACAACGUCCCCAUCGGCCUGAGGCAGAAAGACCAGACUGCAAAAUCUCCAGUGGGGACGUUUGACAGGGAUGCUCUGCUGAAAUACUGGGAGGACGAGAACAAGAGGCUGCAGGAGGAGGAAAGAGUGGAGUCCAAAGCUGCACAGGAGGAACACCCAGAUAAGAGCCGGGGGGAGUCGCUGACAGGGAGCUCUAACAACAGCACCAAGACUCCAGACAACGACAGAAGCACAAAGAAGGUUACACCAAAGCAGAAGAAAGUGCAGAGUGGUUUGAGCAAAACUGACACAAAAAAAGAAGAAGUGGAAAAGAAAGCUGAGAGCAAAAAAGAAGUUCAGAUCAGGGAUAAAGUGUCUCAGAAGAACAACGUGUCAAAAGGCUCACGAGGAGAGUCCAGGAGGUCCGAAACCACAGACCAAAACCUGAGCUCCGACCGGCCCAGCGGGAACCCCAUUGUCAUCGAGAACGCUCUGGAGCAGAUCCUGCGUGACGACCCCACCUUGAGCGAAGUCAACCUCAACAAUAUUGAAGACAUUUCCCAAGAGACCUUGCUUCGUUUCACUGAGGCCUUAUGCGCUAACACUCAUGUCCACCUGUUCAGUCUUGCAAACACCCACGCUGACGACCGGGUGGCCUUCGCCGUCUCCAAGAUGCUGCGUGAGAACUGCUCCAUCAAGAACCUGAACAUUGAGUCCAACUUUGUGUCGGGACAGGGCAUCCUGGCCAUACUGGCGGCGCUGCAGCACAACAGGACGCUGGUGGAGCUGCGCUUCCACAACCAGAGGCACAUCUGUGGAGGUAAGGUGGAAAUGGAGAUGGUCCAGCUCCUGAGGGAAAACAACACUCUGCUGAAGCUUGGCUACCAGUUUGACCUCCCGGGUCCGCGAAUGACGGCGACCAGCAUCCUGACGCGCAACCAGGACCAACAACGACAGAGGAGGCUCCAGGAGAAGAAGGAACAGAGUCCUCCACAGACGUCAGAACAAGUCACCACCCCAUCUGCAGAAAACAAGCCACCAAAGAAGGCGUCACAAUCUGCUAAAACUUCUGAAAAGCUAAAUAGAAACCCCCCUCCUCCUCUGAUUCCUCCCCCCUGCCCAUCUUUAGACCCACCGACAAGAAAGAUCGCCGAAAUGGUCAAACAACACGAAAUGUCCAACAGCACCAAGGGUCAGUUAAACCAAAGAAAACCCAAGACGAAGAAGCUCAAGAAUGGUGCCAAUGAAAAGGAGAGUGUUGAUAUUCUAAAAGAACUGAGGAACACUUUAAAGCCGUCGGCACAGAAGAGACGAGACGAACCGGCCUGUCCGCUACGGCCGCGGACGUCGAGCCGGGACGACCUGAUGGCGGCAAUUCGUGGGAGCAGCAUCAGGUCUUUAAAAAGGGUGGAUCUGUCAGAGGGCUGACGUCAGCUGAUGCAUCCCACGCCAACUCUUCCCACAUUGUAUUGAAAUAUUUCAUUUGUAUUUCACAUUUGGAAUUUUACAGAAUGUCACCUUUUAAUGUUUUCUUAUUUAAUUUAUCACUCAUUCUAGCAGCAGUUUGUGUAUGUUUCUUGUUGUAUUUUGUUACCUGUGUGUAAAAUUCACUGGAAAUCUGAUGUGUGAAGAAAUAAAGUUCAUGUUCAGA